Molecule: messenger RNA, 444 nt
Organism: Arabis nemorensis
Lineage: Eukaryota; Viridiplantae; Streptophyta; Magnoliopsida; Brassicales; Brassicaceae
Source: the annotation of a GenBank genome assembly
AUGUUACGGAGGAGAAAACUAGCUGAUAUGUCAAAAGAGGAGAGGUUGUCUAUUCUCAGAGCUUAUGAAAAUAACGAAAAGAGCAAAGCACAGAGCAAAGCUGAGAAGAAGAUCUCUGAUAUUCUUGCUUGGGAAGACAAUAAGAAAACAGCCGUUGAGGCCCAACUCAAGAAAUUCGAGGAGAAAAUAGAGAAGAAGAAAGCACAGUAUGCAGAGAAGAUGAAGAAUAAGGUUGCAGCGAUUCAUAAAGAAGCAGAAGAGAGAAGAGCAAUGAUUGCUGCGAAGCGCGGAGAAGAAAUUCUUAAAACAAGAAUAAUGGGAGCUAAAUGCAGACAUACUGGUUUUGACCCCAAUGCAACUUGUGGAUGUUUCCAAGAGUUUUCAGCUUCAAAGUGUUCUAAACGCUCUCUCUUUUCUCUUAAAUGGCUUGUGCUCUUGUCUUGA